Molecule: messenger RNA, 1327 nt
Organism: Peromyscus leucopus (white-footed mouse)
Lineage: Eukaryota; Metazoa; Chordata; Mammalia; Rodentia; Cricetidae
Gene: Lratd1
Product: LRAT domain containing 1
Source: RefSeq, a predicted model, not a curated record
GGCGAUUUAAGAGUCGUCGGCGCGGCUGUAGAAAGCCGAGUGGAGCCAGGACUUGCCAGGUGGAGCAGACGCCCGAGCCAGCGUAGACACGGAGCGCACCCGCACCUCUCUGGGCACCUCACCGCACUGCUUGCCUCCGGGUAGAUCUGAACCGCAGUCUCACGCGCCGCCAGGACCCACUCGCCGCUGCCGCCUCCACAGCACCCAUGGGGACCUGGAGACUUUAAAAGGAGUUUGGGGUUUUCGGGAGCAGGGAAAUCACGGAUCUCAGUUCCUGGCCCUGGCCUCGCCGCGUCAUUGAUGGGCAACCAACUGGACCGCAUCACCCACCUCAACUACAGCGAGUUGCCCACUGGGGACCCAUCUGGGAUUGAGAAGGACGAGCUGCGGGUCGGGGUUGCCUACUUCUUCUCGGAUGAGGAGGAGGACCUGGACGAACGCGGGCAGCCGGACAAGUUUGGUGUGAAGGGCCCCCCAGGUUGCAGCCCCUGCCCAGAGAGCCCCAGCCGCCACCACCACCACCUGCUGCACCAGCUCGUCCUCAACGAGACUCAGUUCUCCGCCUUCCGGGGCCAGGAAUGCAUCUUUUCCAAAGUAACCGGCGGCCCUCAGGGCGCCGACUUGAGUGUCUACGCGGUCACCGCGCUGCCCGCGAUCUGCGAGCCGGGCGACUUGCUGGAGCUGCUGUGGUUACAGCCCGCGACCGAGCAGCCCGCCCGCCCGCACUGGGCCGUCUACGUGGGCGGCGGGCAGAUCAUCCACCUGCACCAAGGCGAGAUCCGCAGGACAGGCCUGUACCAGGCGGGCGCGGCCAACGUGGGCCGGGUGGUGAAUAGCUGGUACCGCUACCGCCCGCUGGUGGCCGAGCUGGUGGUGCAGAACGCCUGCGGCCACCUGGGCCUCAAGAGCGAGGAGAUCUGCUGGACGAACUCCGAGAGCUUCGCCGCCUGGUGCCGCUUUGGAAAGCGCGAGUUCAAGGCUGGCGAGGUCCCCGCAGGCACGCCACCCCCGCAGCAGCAGUAUUAUCUCAAGGUGCAUCUGGAGGAGAACAAAGUCCACACGGCCCGUUUCCACAGCCUGGAGGACCUCAUCCGGGAGAAGCGCCGCAUAGACGCCAGUGGCCGCCUGCGAGUGCUGCAGGAGCUUGAGGACUUCGUGGACGACAAGGAGUAACCCCAGAGCAGCAGCCCUGCGCGCUUCUUCUCACUCCCGGAGCUCCUUUCCUGUCCCCGCAGCUCUGCACCCCGCACCCCCUAGCGCACCCGCCCAGGGCCAGCGGCUGGAAGCUUCAGGAACUCACACCGGCACCGGGCGGGCGCAGCUAUGC